ACAAGAGUUUCCAGAUGUUUGAGUGGGAUCGAAGCGAAGGAACCGUCGGUGCAGCAUCCCCUAGGAUGUCCCCCGAAGCCCUCCUGGUCGCUCGCGCCAGGGGGUGGCGCGAGGAAGCUGAAAACGGCGACGUCCUCGCACGAGAACGGUGGAGAUGAUCGUGACGGGUGGCGUGGCCGUCGUGGUUGCGGCGCUGUCCGAAAAAUCAAAAAUAGCCGGUGUGCCAGUCAGUGCGGCGAUGUCGACGGCGAACGACGUUUCGGCGGUACGGUUCGGCCGGUGGUGGUGGUGCUGGCGGAGACGAAGGAGGAGUACUACCUGCAGGUCAACGAUGCCGAUGGGAUACUCGAAGACGUUCGUUCUUCUCGGUAUACUCUCGGUGAUAUGCGCCCUCCUGGGCACCGUGGACGCCGUCGCAAAGACGAAAUCGGACGAACCGCGUGGCAAAGGGUCUCACAAGGACGCGGAACCUGUCAUCGAGGAAGUCAACGCGAAGCAACUCGAGCGGCUCCUCAACGAGAAGGAUUUUGUUGCCGUGUAUUGGUAUGCGAGAAGCUGCAUAACAUGCGACAAGGUGCUGGCCGAACUGGAGAAGAUCGACGACGACACGGACCACUUCGGGGUCGACUUCGUGAAAAUCAACGACAAACGACUGGCCAAGCAGUAUGGCAUCAAAAACUUCCCAGCCCUCACGUAUUUCCGCGAAAAGGAACCAAUCAUUUACGAAGGUGACUUGAUGGACGAAGAAAACGUGCUAGACUUCUUGACGAGUCUAGAAGCAAUGGACCUGCCCGAUCGUAUCGAAGAGGUAAACUCAAAAAUUCUGGAGAAGAUCGUCGAGGACACGGAAUUCGUGGCAGUCCUUUUCUGUCCGGAUACGCAGCGGUGUGCUGGCGUCGGUUCUAACAAACCAGACUGCAAAAAGUGUCUGAAGGCCCUUCAAGAAUUGGAGAACAUCGACGACGAAGCUGACCAGUUGGGCAUCGGUUUCGUGAAGAUCGCCGACGAGCAGCUCGCGGACGAAUACAAUCUGGGCCCUCUUCCAGUUUUAGUCUACUACAGACAUCAAAUUCCCAUCAUUUACGAGCACGAGCUUAGCAGAGAAGAGGAUGUGUUGGAAUGGCUCAUAGCGAACAAGAGCACAGGGGACGAAGAAGACGUGAUCGAAGACGUCACCUCGAAAACCCUCCAGACCCUGAUCGGAAACAUCGACAACCUGGUCGUUCUAUUCUACGACCAUGGUGACGAGGAUUCGAUGCAGGUGCUGACCGAGCUGGAGAAGAUCGACGACGAUUGCGACAAGCAUGGAAUCCAAUUCGUGAAGAUCGAUGACGAAAAGGCGUCGAAGGACUUUGGAAUCGAUUCGGUUCCUGCGAUCGUCUACUUUGAGAAGCAGAUCCCAAAUGUUUACGAUGGUGACGUCGAAAACGAGGACGAAAUAUUAGAGUGGUUGCUGUCGCAGCUGGAGAAGGACGAGAUCGAAGACGUUACCGACGAAAUGUUGGAUCGUCUGAUCAAAGAUGGAAAGACUCUGGCCGUGCUGUUUUACGACAACAACGAUCGGAAGUCUCAGAAGAUUCUCAAUGAAUUGGAAAACAUCGACGACGAGUGCGAUCAGCUCGGAGUGAUCUUCGUGAAGAUAGACAACGCGGAGGAGGCAAAGGAAUACGGUAUCGAGAAGGUUCCCAGCAUGCUGUACUUCGAAAAGGGGAUCCCAACUUUGUACGAGGGGAAUCUGGAAGACGAGGAGAAGGUUCUGAAAUGGAUCGAGCAACAGCACAAGAGCGAUCAAAUAGAGGACAUCACCGACGAAAUGCUCGACAUGGUCAUCGAGAAGAUGCCACACGUAGCCGUCCUCUUUUACGACAAGGAUCAGAAGAAAAGCCAGAAGAUCCUUUCCGAACUGGAGAACAUCGACGACGACUGCGACCAACACAACAUCGCGUUUGUGAAGAUCAAUGAUCUGGACGAGGCCAAAGAAUACGGCAUCGACAAUUUCCCGACACUGGUACUCUUCGAGAGAAGAAUACCGCACAUAUACGAAGGGGACUUGAUGAACGAGGAUCAGCUGCUGGGCUGGUUACUGCAUCAGAAGAAACAUACAGAGAUACCGGAAGUGACAGACGAGAUGAUGGAGAAGCUGAUCGAGACCUCACCGUACUUGGCAGUCCUGUUUUACGACAAGGAUGACAAGCAGGACAUACGUAUCCUGAACGAGCUGGAGAACAUCGACGACGAGCUCGAGAAGGAAGGCAUAGUCAUCAUUAGGAUGGACAAUGACGCCGAGGCGAAGGAAUACGGUAUCGAUCAUCUGCCGACUUUGGUCUACUUCGAGAACAAGAUACCGGCGAUUUACGAAGGAGACCUCUUGAACGAGGACGAGGUGCUCGAGUGGCUCAUCGAGCAGAAGAACACCGCCACCAUCGAGGAGGUCACGGACGAGAUCCUGGCCGAUCUAAUCGAAGAACACGAAUAUGUUGUCGCGUUUUUCAGCGGAGACUGCGAGGAUGGUGACGAGUGCGACAAAGUUCUCGAAGAACUCGAGAAUAUCGACGACGAGCUGGACGAGACAGGCAUCAUCUUCGUCACAACGGAAGACACCGGAUUCGCGAAGAAACACGGCAUCAAAAGCUUUCCUACGUUGGCCUUCUUCAGAAACAAGGAGCCACUGAUCUUUAAAGGCGACAUCGAGGACGAAGACGAAGUGCUGUCGUGGAUCACCGACGAGGACACCCUCGAAAUCCCAGGAAAGAUCGAGGAAGUGAAUGCCAAAAUGCUGGAAAACAUCCUCGAAGAGAACGAUUACAUCGUCGUCUACUUUUACAAAGAAGGUGACAAAAAAAGCCAGAAGAUCCUGCAGGAACUGGAGAACAUCGACGACGAGUGCGAGGAAAAAGAUAUCGAUUUCGUGAAGAUCUCGGACGAUGGGAUCGAGAAAGAGUACGAUCUUCCUGGUCUACCGGCGUUGGCGUUUUACAGACACAAAUUCCGUCAAGUCUAUAACGGCGACAUGAUGCACGAAGAAGCAAUUUUGGAAUGGAUCCUAGAUCUUCGUACGCAAACUCCGGAUGUGAUCGAAAGCGUCGACAGGAAGACGCUACAGGUCCUCAUCAACGACGUCGAGCAUCUUGCUGUAUUCUUUUACGAUGAUAAAUGCGAAUCGUGUCCGGAAAUUCUCGAGGAGCUAGAAACCAUUGAUGACGACACUGACAAACACGGUAUUCAAUUCGUAAAGUCGAACGACGCAAAAUUAGCCGCCGAAAUCGGCGUGUUCUCAUUUCCGGCUCUCGUUUAUUACGAGACUGGCGUCCCCAUCAUGUACGACGGUAAUCUGCUCGACGAGAACGAAGUGCUCGAUUGGAUGGUGAAGCAGAAAACGGACGAGAGCAUCGAAGAGAUCGAUCGUGACACCCUCGCCAAGUAUAUCGAGACGAAAGAGUUCCUGGCUGUCGUUUUCUACAAGGAGGAAGAUCCAGAGAGUCCCAGAGUGCUCAGGCACGUCGAGCUGAUCGACGACGAGGCUGCCGAGUACGGCAUAAAGAUCGUUAGGAUGAAGGAUCGACUGAUGGCGAAGAAGUACGGAUUCCGAAAUCCGCCGGGCAUCACGUACUUCCGCAAAGGCAAAAACAUCAACUACGACGGGGACAUCGACGACGAGGAGGAAAUUCUCGAUUGGCUAACCAAUCCCGAGAACAUGGAGCUCACCGAUCACAUCGAGCGUAUCAAUAAGAAGAUGUUCCAGAAGAUACGACAGACCACUGAUUAUCUGGCUGUGUUCUUCUACAGCAACGACUGCAAACAGUGUGGCAGAGUACUGACAGAGAUCGAGCACAUCGACGACGAGGCCGAUGGAGCGGGAAUUAAGUUCGUGAAAAUCGACGACAAGCAAUUGUCCAAGCAGUACGGUGUCUUCGCCUUGCCGGCCAUAUUGUUCUUUAAGAUGUCCUCGAAGGAGCCGGUCAUUUACGCAGGUGAUCUGUACGAUGAAGAACAAAUCCUCCAGUGGCUGAUGACGCAGAAGGAUCCCUCCGGAGACAAAAUCGAGGAUCUGGAUGGAGAGGAUCUUCUGAAUUUGAUAAGAGAAUCGGAAUCGUUGGCGGUAUACUUCUGGAACAGAACGCUUUGCGACUUGUGUGAGGCAAAAUAUCAGCGCAAGCAGGGCCGCCACAAGGAACGCAGGAUCGUCGAACACGACCCGGUGGAGGAACUCGAUGACGUCGAAGACUGCGGCCAGUGCAUGGGAAUUUUGGAAGAGCUGGAGAACAUCGACGACGACUGCGACAGGCACGGCAUCACGUUCGUUAAAACCCAAGACUACAAGGUAGCAGAAGAUUAUGGAGUCACCGACUUUCCCGUGUUAGUGUAUUUCGAGAAACAAGUGCCCAACGUGUUUGAAGGAGACUUAUCAGUGGAGGAGGAAGUUCUGCAAUGGCUAAUCACACAGAAAACCGAGGAUCGAAUCGAACUAAUAACCAGAGUGAUGCUGGAAUCGUCGGUCGAAGACACUCAAUACCUCGCGGUUUACUUUUACAAGCAAAAUUGUCACAUAUGCGAUGAAAUUUUGGAAGGAUUAGAGAAAAUCGACGACGAGUGCGACGUGUUCGGCAUUCACCUGGUGAAGAUUCAGGAUCCCCAGCUGGCGAAACGUUAUUCGAUCAAAACGUUUCCAGCCCUCGUCUAUUUCCGAAAUGGCAAUCCACUUUUGUUCGAAGGUGAUCUACAAAAUGAACAGUCGGUUCUCGAGUGGUUGAUCGACGACGACAAUCGAGAACUGGCGGACGAGAUAGAAUCCGUUAACGAGAGGAUGUUGGAAAGACUUCUCGACGAAUCGCCGUUCCUGGCAGUUUUCUUCUACGACGAAGACUGCCCCGAGUGCGACGACAUCAUGGAGGCUCUGGAAAAGAUCGAUGGCGAAGCGGACUUAUUCGGUAUCGAUUUCGUCAAGGUGUGCAGCACCGAGGCUGCCGAGAAAUACGAAAUUCAUAACAUCCCGUCGCUCGUUUAUUUCCGUAAAAAGACGCCGCUAAUCUACGAUGGCGAUCUAACGCAGGAGGACAAGAUCCUCCAGUGGUUGACUUCCCAGGACGUCUUCGAGAUCAAAAACGAGAUCGAGGAGGUCAACAGAAAGAUGCUGGACAAGCUACUGGACGAAAACGAAUUCCUAUCUGUCUUCUUUUAUGAACAUGACAACAAAGAGAGCGAGGAAGUGCACGAGAAGUUGGAGAACAUCGACGGAGAGACGGACAACUUGGACAUCACGUUCGUGAAGAUGGCCGACCCGAGAUACGCCAGAAAAUGGGGCGUCACCAAACUUCCUGCCAUCGUUUACUUUCGCAAGAGAUUCCCCAGUAUCUAUCGAGGCGACAUGCACAAGGAACAAGACGUGCUCGAGUGGCUACGCAAGAACAGGUACCGUCAACCGGAACUGAACAUCUACAUGUACAUGUUGAUCGCCAUUACCGUCCUGUUCGCCAUGUACACCGGUUUCCUCUUGUCGUGCUUCCGGUCGGAGCCCGCAGCGGCCGCGCCGCAUCCAAAGCAAGCGUGAAAACUCGAACGAAAAGAGAGCCGGUAAACGCAAGAAAGUGUACAGAGACUCCGUGGACUGUUGCUGCGCGAAUGUGCGUUGUUGUUGCUCUGACUUGUUUCACAUAUGCCUAACCAACGCUGUUCGUCCGGAACGAACGCUCCGAUCAGAGGCUCGACGAUACGACGAUAAGAAUUGUUGUUUUUGUACGACAUCGACGGUUGCCAUGUUUCGCUAGCCGAUGAACGAACAAAUAGUAUACGUUACUUAGCUACAGCCAUGCUACGUUCAAAUCGUCCGUGAAUUCACGUUUGAGCGAAGCAUGAAUUGCGAUCAAGGGGAAAAUUAAGGAUAACGCUGUCGUGGCACGGUGUAUGUGUAAACGUGGACCAAGUCCAUCGUCCUUCAUCAGGAGAUUCAGACCUCUGUUCAAUUGAGAAAACGCGAACGAUUCGGGAGGUUGAGAGGGGAAUUACUGUUAUCGCAUGAAAGAUAUUUAUUAUUACACAAUUGCUAUAUUUUUAGCCGCGUUGAAAUCACCAUGUUGCGACACUUUGUUUACUACAUAUGCGAUUCGCAUACAUAUUCGACCACACUCUGUGUAAAAUUAAAUCGUUGAUCUGGUUUGAUCAUCUACAUAUCAGGAAUUCUUUGCUGUGUUUUAGAGUGAAUAAAUUUAUCGACGCGAGUACACUGUCGCAAUUUAAGGAUUGUUGGUGGUCGAUGAUUGUCGACAAGUAAGUGUAAUUAUUAUUCUAAUGGUUUUCUUUCGUACUGGUUAGCGCAACAUUUACUAUCGUCAUCGAUGGUUUCGACAAUCAUUUUGCGUGCGGUUGAUCACCUUUGGUCCACGUGCGUCACGUUCGCAAAGACGAUUGUCACGACCGUUGCGUUAAUCCGCGUUUCUUUUUGGAUCCUCCGCGACGAUGGAUCGGUACCGACUUCUGUUAAAUAAACGAAAGGGUAAAAGAUUGAAAGCAUGGCGAAUAAUAUCGUCUAUCGAAGACCACGCCAUUAAGAGGACUAACGAUAUCAACUAAUCAUAAGGAAUAAAAAAAAAAAAAUACGAACCCUUGGACCAAUUCCAAUCUGUUUAAGUGCCACUUCCGUCUGCCAAUUGUAAAUAAUGUAAUAGUGUGAACGAUGCAUUACAUAAAAGUAAAUACGAUGGUUUUCCUUUACUUUUACGUUUUACUUUCUUCUUUUUUUUUUCGCAGAAAUCCACAUAGAUUAUAAUCAAUAUUGCAUAUACACGUAAUUUUAGUUCUUUUGGAUACUUCUUUAAUUUAGAGACUUCGUUGAUAUUUCGAAAAUAUGUAUUUGAGACAGUUCUCGAAGAAGUGAAUAUGAUUUUCAAAAUACAUCUGACAUUAUGUUACA
Messenger RNA from Hylaeus anthracinus, 6907 nucleotides. RefSeq lists its product as uncharacterized. The transcript has 28 exons. The coding region runs from base 155 to 5548 and encodes 1797 amino acids. Lineage: Eukaryota; Metazoa; Arthropoda; Insecta; Hymenoptera; Colletidae. The record is from RefSeq and is a predicted model, not a curated record.